GUUACUGGCAGAAGGGAGCUUUUAAUUUUGUUACUGUUUACCUUUCUCAAAAGCACACGGGCAUCGUUAUCGCUUCUAAGCGCGCACUUCUUAGCGAAGUCGACAUGAAGUAAUUGCUUCUAAGAACUCUACAUUGUUAAAACGUAAUUGGCGGAAAGUAUUGCUGUUAACUGAGCGGUGAGUACAUCAGUACGGCGUGAACCGGGCAUGAAUACUGCGAGUGCAUUCUUGUUCCACAUCUUGGUCGUCUUGCUUGACAGAAUAAUAUUCUCUCGUUGUGCAGAGCUUAAUUCAUCUUCAUCUGGCAUAGCGAGCUCCAUCUCUCCAUCUCUUUCGCUGUGCUCAGAUUGUGCUCCGUCUACGGUUCAACCAAGAAACCAGAUCAGUUUUAUUUCGUCAAAGAAAAGAAGUAUUUACCUGGAAACUGACACAAAAUACUUGAGCAGUUCGUUGGUAAUGAUGACUUCUGUCGUAAGUCCAACUAAAACACUGGUUUUCCAUACUACCAAACCUGUGCGACAACCCCUACCAGCACCCCAGCUGACUUCAUUUGGGAUAUUUUUAAUAACGUUCGGUGGUGUAUUAAUUGUAUGUAUGAUCAUCGCAUUAGUUUGGAUAUGCUGUGGAAGAGAACGAAGCCCCGAAGCUCCACAUCCCCAAGUGAAACUGAAACCUUGGAGUCAUAGCCCACCAGAGCAAAGCGUGAAUGAUGCUGCUACCGAAAUAAGCGAUCUCCCAAACAGCUACCAGAACCAAGGAUUGAAUAGUUCAAGUCCAAUCAGUCCUUUCACACAAAAUACCAAUACUGGGAGAAUAACAGAAAAUUUCAGGGAGUCACCGCUAAUUUAGGGAUACAACUGAACUUAUCACUUGAGAUAAAAGAUUUCCUUCUACACGUUAUGACAUAAUGAAGGCUAGUUCCAAUCUCAAUGUCACAUAACUGCGUCAAUGUGUGCACUCACUUGGUGAUGAGAGUGAGUGCGAGAAAAGAGCCGCACUACAGACGUUAUGUGUAAGGAAUCUUUUCCACGAUAUGUCGUUUCUGGAUACACAACCCAGAAGUAGGCGGCACACCUUUCGCUGAUGAAAUAACUAGCUUGGACCUUAACACUUUCUCUGGUACCAGAGUGAUAUCGUGGCAGCUGGUGGGGAACACUUCGAGCACAAGACAAAAAUGUGAAUUACCGAGCUAUGUUAUUUGUAUUAUUCAAUGUCUUUGGUUCCUUUUGUUUAAUGUCAUGUGUGUCGGGCGCGCGGAGAAGGAGCCCGGAAAUUAGAUCAAAGAGCUUUAUCUUUGUUGAUAGUCAAUAGCAAAAGAUACUAUGAAGUAAAUUAUCUACAGAAAUUCCUUAAGAAGGUGUGUUCUAAUAGUCUAUUUUGAAUCUGAUCAAGAGUUGCCCUGGUUUUGAAUUGAUACACUCUCUUGAAUUUUAUACGUGAACUUUAUUAAAACAUUGCCGCUAUCUAACAAAGCUUUCAGUUAUCCAAAGUAAGUAAAUUCAAAAUAUGAAAUAAAGAAGGGAU
Molecule: messenger RNA, 1524 nt
Organism: Stylophora pistillata
Lineage: Eukaryota; Metazoa; Cnidaria; Anthozoa; Scleractinia; Pocilloporidae
Source: RefSeq, a predicted model, not a curated record